This is a messenger RNA of Populus euphratica (Euphrates poplar), 1213 nucleotides long. RefSeq names its product allene oxide cyclase 3, chloroplastic-like. Gene Ontology annotation, biological process: jasmonic acid biosynthetic process. The transcript has 3 exons. Gene Ontology annotation, molecular function: allene-oxide cyclase activity. The record is from RefSeq and is a predicted model, not a curated record. NCBI's taxonomy places the organism in Eukaryota, Viridiplantae, Streptophyta, Magnoliopsida, Malpighiales, Salicaceae. The coding region runs from base 358 to 1122 and encodes 254 amino acids.
AUUGAAAUGCUGUGCUGUUCAAUUCAUGAAUGGCUGACACUUAUGGGAAGCAGAUGCAGGAGGGAAAAUUAAUUCCUACCAGAAAGAUUUGUAAGUUUCUCAAAUCUGUUGGAUAUUUCCAGUUCAGAACUUCUCCCACCAACACCAAAUCACGUUUUCAAUAUGAAGAUCUCUUGUUUCUGCAUAGAAGUUGACGACUCAAAUUGCCCACAUGCUCAUAUGCAUGCGUUCACUUGCUCUCCUAUAUAAACUAACCCCUCCCCGCUUUUCUCACUCAAAUUCCCUCACUUUCUCUGCCUCCAAACAAACACCAAGAAAGAUAACCCUUAACCUCACAAUAACCAAGAAUCGAGAUCAAUGGCUUACUCAAUCUCUGCUUUGAGAACCUUCUCUUCUGCUACUUCCGUGAAAGCAGCCGCACCGAGAUCAAACAUUAAUGGUGUUGUGCCUGCCAUACCAUCACUGUUUCCUUUCAAGCUGACUCAAAACCCAAUACUCCUCGCAAAAUCUUCAAGCUUUGGCAACUUCUCAGGGAUUAAGAGAUCUUUCUCUUGCAAAAGCCAAACUGCCUCAACUGAGGAUUCAAGACCGGCCACCAAAGUUCAAGAACUGAACGUUUACGAGAUCAAUGAGAGAGACCGUGGAAGCCCUGCUUAUCUUCGUUUGAGCUACAGGCCUGUCAAUACUCUUGGUGAUCUUGUGCCUUUUAGCAACAAACUUUACACCGGAGACCUACAGAAACGCAUAGGAAUAACAGCAGGAUUAUGCAUUCUGAUCCAACACAAAACGGAAAAGCAAGGUGACCGGUAUGAGGCAGUCUACAGCUUCUACUUUGGUGACUACGGUCACCUUUCGGUGCAGGGAGCUUAUUUGACCUACGAGGACACUUAUCUCGCUGUGACCGGUGGGUCAGGUAUUUUUGAAGGGGCGUAUGGUCAGGUUAAGCUGCGGCAGCUUGUGUUCCCUUUCAAGCUGUUUUACACAUUUUAUUUGAAGGGCCUUAAGAACGAUUUGCCUGAGGAGCUGGUUGGGAAGCCUGUUGAGCCGACCCCUGCUGUUGAGCCGACCCCUGCGGCUAAGGCUGCUGAGCCACAUGCUACCAUUGCUAAUUAUAGUGAUUAAUUACGCGUGUAAAGUCGUUUAAUCAUUAAUCGUUUUCGCAAUGGAAUAUUUGUAGGGUAAUAAAUAAAUAUUAACCAGUGUUUGUUGCUUC